Cylindrotheca closterium is the source of this 1404-nucleotide messenger RNA. Lineage: Eukaryota; Bacillariophyta; Bacillariophyceae; Bacillariales; Bacillariaceae. The record is from the annotation of a GenBank genome assembly.
AUGCGGGUGAACAGCUCAUCAAUAAGGCCGGGACCAAGAUGCUUUAACUUAAAAGAUAUCUUUCUAGUCCUGAUUAGCUCUGUCCUUACAGCUUAUGUCAUUCUGAACGUUCUAAUCUUCCAAGAACACAGUGACAACUCACAUGAGGUGUCCAGGAAUAAUCAACACCCAUCAGUUGCACCGUUCUCCUUGCCAACCGCAACGACCACGGCGCAAGAAGCCUCCAUUCUAGAUGGAGCACGGAUAUUGGUUGCAAUAGUUGCCUAUGAUUUCUCUCAAGCACCUCAUCUGGAAGAAGUACUGGAUGGCUACUUUGAUUUGUGUGCUGCUGGAAGUUGGGUCGAUGUGGUGAUUUAUUCAACAAUUGCUUGGCCAGUCGCAUACAUUGACAUGCUCAACACUCGAUUCCAUUGUGCAAAUACGAGUCCCAGGGCUGGAUUUACCAUCAAUAUUCACUUGAAAUCACCGGAUACUCGACUGCACCUCGUGGACUUUCAUCGAGAAUUAUUCUAUGAAAAUUUGGAGGAUUAUUCAUUGUUCAUUUACACGGAAGAUGACAUUAGAGUAUCACCACGAACGGUAGCAACCUAUCUAUUUGAAACGAGACGGGUGAUUGAAAAACUGGGGCCCGAAAAGGCAUCCGAUUUCAAUGUGGGUAUUGUGCGAUACGAGUACAAUUAUCCAUCCAACAUAAUCAUUGAUGAUGGCACCAGACAUGCAACUCAGAAUGUCACACGAGUGUAUUGGGAACAUAGUUGGCAACCGCCCAUUGGCAAGUCUGUUGACAUUAUCCCACAGGAAGAUAUCUUGCCGGGAUAUAUUCACAUGAGCAAUCAUCAUCAAGGAAUGUACUUAGCCACGCAAGACUUACUUCGAGCAUGGAAGGACAGGUCUGGAUGUGAAUUCAACGUGAUCAAGAAUCGACCUUCUGCGAAAGGAAAGCCCUACCAACCGGCCGAGGGAACCCAGCGCGUAUGGAUGUCAUCGCAACAAUUGUACGGAAAUCGACACUGCAAUGUACAGCAGCUCCUACCGAUGGAAAGUUUUGGAGCGCUGACGGUCCUACACUUGCCCAACAAGAAUUACCGACGCGUUGGUCACAAGGGUCGACUAGGUGGUUCCAAAGAUAAGCAGAAGGAAUUGGAAGACAUUAGUGCCAUGCAAGCGGCAUUGCCUGUUGUUUCCUCCCAACUACUUACGGCUAUGCAACUGCACAUUGCCUUGAGAGCCAAGUGGCCACCAAAACCACAACUUCCUUACAAGGGAAUUGUUAUGCAGGACCAAGUGGAAGGCAAACAGAGCAACGAUCCAUUAUUGGUGCAACGAAUGAAAGACUAUCGAGCCUAUGUGGAAAGAGGAGGCGUCAUGAGCAAUAAAGACAUGGAGAAUACCGUGCUGGCAUAG